Pelobates fuscus (common spadefoot toad) is the source of this 1629-nucleotide messenger RNA. Its product is annotated as monocarboxylate transporter 7-like. The record is from RefSeq and is a predicted model, not a curated record. The transcript has 5 exons. Gene Ontology annotation, cellular component: plasma membrane. Bases 1 to 1629 code for a protein of 542 amino acids. Lineage: Eukaryota; Metazoa; Chordata; Amphibia; Anura; Pelobatidae. Gene Ontology annotation, biological process: monocarboxylic acid transport; transmembrane transport. Gene Ontology annotation, molecular function: monocarboxylic acid transmembrane transporter activity.
AUGAUUGCUAUGAAGAAAUUUAUGCGCCCCAAUGUUUAUACAAAGGUGCCUGAUGGAGGCUGGGGCUGGGUGAUUGCCGUGGCCUUUUUCUUUGUGGAAGCCUUCACAUACGGAAUCAUCAAUACUUUUGGAAUUUUCUUUGAUGAACUAAAAGACUACUUUAAUGAAAGUAACGACAAAGUAUCAUGGAUCUUUUCUAUCUGUGCAUUUGUCUUCACAGUCACAGCUCCCAUUGCUAGUAUCCUGACCAGUCAGUUUGGACAUCGCCUUGUAGUCAUGGCUGGAGGAUUGCUUUGUAGUAUUGGCAUGCUGGUAACCACAUUUGCAAGCAAUGUGAACACAAUGUACAUCUCAAUUGGCGUUAUGUCAGGACUUGGCUUCAGCCUUAGCUUCUUCCCAAGCCUCACCAUUUUGUCACAGUACUUUGACAAGCGCCGGUCCCUGGUUAUUUCUGCUGCAACCACAGGGGAAUGUUUUGCAGUCAUUGUAUUUGUUCCAGCUUAUACUGCACUUAUGCAAUACAUGGGCUGGAGAAUUUGCCUGUUCGUCAUCGGAGCUCUGCAACUUGUCAUCAUGGUUUGUGGAUUCUUGCUACAGCCAAUCAUUAUUAUACCAGAAGAAGACCCAAAACAACAUUCAGAAGUUGAUAAUAAGGACACACGCAUUACUAUAGACAUCACAGAUUCUGUAGACAAUACAAAGGCAAAGACUGACAUGCCCAAAGAGGAGAAGAUGCUUGAGCCAGUAGAGUCUGAAAAGGAUGAGCUUGUACUUGAUUUUUCUGUAUUGAAAAAUACUAGCUUUAUAUUUUACACACUAUUUGGAUUAUUUGCUGUCUUUGGCACUUCUGUACCUCCCCUAUUCAUUAUUCCUUACAGUGUAAGUCUGGGCAUACCUGAAGAACUUUCAACACGCAUUCUUAUCUUCAUGGCCUUUGCUGAACUCCUCGGAAGAAUUAGUGGAGGCCUUAUCAUGCACAAGGAGCCAAUUAAUAAGAUUUACAUUGAACUGACAUUUGUCAUCCUGCUGUGCCUGGCUCUUGUUGCCAUCCCUUUUGCUCAUACUUUUCUGGGACUGAUGGCAUGUAGCUUCUUUUACAGCUACAUUAUGGGAGCUGUUGCAGCAACUUACAUUCCGCUGAUAGGGGAAAAGGACAUUGUUGGCAUCGAGAAGAUGGAAUCAGCAGUUGGAGUCUUUGUCUUUAUUCAAAGUUUCACAUCACUGACGGGACCCCCAUUAACAGGUUUACUGGUGGACAAAACAAAAUAUUAUGGGUCUGCAUUCUACUUCAGUGCUGUCGGGAUGGCACUUGGUGCUAUAUGCUUGGCCUUUGUAAAACCUUCUCAGAAUGGUCUGUGCAAGAAAAAGGCACCAGCUACACAAGACUCAGCUGAAUUCCAAGAUGCACAAGACAUGCCAAUAAACAAUGCAGUAGUAGAUGAAAACCCGUCAGGAACUGAGGAAAACUCCAGUACUAUAGAGAUGGAACUACCUGCCAUAGUAAGACCUUGCAUUAAUGGACAGUGCAAGAAAAAGUCACCCGAUACACAAGACUCCACUGAAUGUCAAAAUGUCCAAGAUGUGGUGAUAGAAAUCCCAGAAAUGAAUGGAAACCUGUCAGCGGAUUGA